GUGGAAUGCUUAUUGCUUCAAAAGUUUGUGGAGAAAUACCAAAGACAUUAUCCAUAAUUUCUGCUGCAAUGAUGCAUACGAAGUGUAGAGGAGGAUUUUAUCCACGCACUGAUGAUAAGACUCCUCGCUCUGAAGUGCCUGAUAACAAGGUCAGCUGGACAGUUCCCUUUCCUGAAUAUGUACCAACUGAAUAUACAGCACCACACAUUUUAGCUGGACCAGCAUAUGCAGACCCAAAUAUAGGAAGUGAUGGCUUCAGACCUGUGUGGAAUGCAGUAGAUGGAACUAUCAAUAGGGUUUCUCAUGAAGGAGUAUAUGAAUUUGAUAACGGCAGACCAAGGAACCCUCGUGGCCGCACGGGAAUCAGAGGACGUGGGGCCCUUGGUCGCUGGGGACCAAAUCAUGCCGCAGACCCUAUUGUCACCCGGUGGAAAAUGGAUGCUGGCCAGAAGGUCAUUCAUGAUGUGAGCAAAAAUCCAAUACUGCAGUUUGUUUGCAUCAAACGUCGGGACAGUGGCCAAUGGGCUAUCCCAGGGGGAAUGGUUGAUCCUGGGGAGAAGGUCAGUGUUACUCUGCAAAGGGAAUUCCAGGAGGAAGCUCUCAACUUCUUAGAGAUGACAUCAGAACAGAAGUCAAAAGCAACAGAGGAACUGAAGGAGCUUUUCAGUGGAGGCAAAGAAAUUUACUCUGGAUAUGUGGACGAUCCACGCAACACUGAUAAUGCCUGGAUGGAGACCGUGGCAUACAACUUUCAUGACAGCAAACCUGAUGCCUUGCUUUACAAACUCCAGUUACAUGCUGGUGAUGAUGCUCAGGCUGUGAAGUGGCAAGACAUUUCACAUAAGUUAGAUCUGUAUGCAAGCCACAGAGACUUCAUUGAAACUGUGGCUAAGAAACACAGGGCUCAUUGGUAGACUGCAGAUUACUGGAUUGCCCAAGUGGAAGUCAUACUUCACAUUAUUUUUUUAUCACUUUUUCUCAUUGGAUAAAAAAUCCACUUCUGUGUGAGAUACAGUACAAAGUUAAUUUGUGCACAGGUAGUAAGAAAUAACAAUAAACUGGU
Molecule: messenger RNA, 1063 nt
Organism: Penaeus monodon (black tiger shrimp)
Lineage: Eukaryota; Metazoa; Arthropoda; Malacostraca; Decapoda; Penaeidae
Product: ADP-ribose pyrophosphatase, mitochondrial-like
Exons: 7
Coding region: 6-914 (302 amino acids)
Molecular function (GO): ADP-ribose diphosphatase activity
Source: RefSeq, a predicted model, not a curated record